GGCUGAGGUAAGACUUUGAAAUGUGUUCAGUCUAUACAACGGCAAUGACUUACUUGUAACGUGUGCUUCUUAUCGUUACCUGCAAAGAAAUCUAAAAUAUCAGCUUCUCGCAAGCUCAUGUUGAAGAGCCUGAUGGUGGCCAAGGCCAAGGAGGAUCUCGAGCAGGAGCAGGUGGAGAAGGAGGUGCAAAAGGAGAAGUACCUGGAGGAAAAAGCACCGGCGUUAAACAUCAACUCAAUGGGCGUGGAGGAGCUGCAGAAACUAUGUGAAGAACUUCACUCCAAAAUCGACGUUGUGGAUGAAGAACGGUACGACAUUGAGGCCAAGGUCCUGCACAACACCCGAGAGAUCAAAGAUCUGAACAUCAAGGUUCUGGACCUCAGAGGGAAGUUCAAGCGACCCAACCUUCGGCGGGUCAGGGUCUCGGCCGACGCCAUCCUUCGCUCGCUUCUAGGCUCCAAGCACAAAGUGUCUCUGGACCUGCGAGCCAACCUUAAGUCAGUCAAGAAGGAAGAUACAGAGAAGGAGAAAACGGCGGAGGUGAGCGACUGGAGGAAGAACGUGGAGGCCAUGUCUGGCAUGGAGGGACGCAAGAAGAUGUUUGACGCAGGGGGUCCCGCACAAUAAAUUCCUCAUCGUAGAAGAAAGCAUUUAUAGGUCACACAUGAAGACACUCUUUUCUCUCCACUUUAGUGUUUUCUUUCUUCGACACAGAAAUAAACA
Messenger RNA from Corythoichthys intestinalis (scribbled pipefish), 723 nucleotides. Its product is annotated as troponin I, slow skeletal muscle-like. NCBI's taxonomy places the organism in Eukaryota, Metazoa, Chordata, Actinopteri, Syngnathiformes, Syngnathidae. Gene Ontology annotation, cellular component: troponin complex. The coding region runs from base 118 to 627 and encodes 169 amino acids. Gene Ontology annotation, biological process: cardiac muscle contraction; skeletal muscle contraction. The record is from RefSeq and is a predicted model, not a curated record. The transcript has 5 exons.